AUGGGACCUACUGGUGAUAAUACUGAUGUUCAUCGUCCAGGUGCACUUAAACAACAAAAUAAACGAUUUAAGAGUGGUCGUCAUCGAUCUCAACAUGAAAUUAAACGAAGCACUAAAGGUCGAGUUGCAGAAAAAAAACAUGCACGUAGUUUAAAACGAUUAAAUGUAACAAGUAAACAAGAUCGUUUAAAUACAGCUAUUCAAAUUCGAAAACAAAAACUUCAAUCUAAUAGACAAGUUAGACAAACAAUUGGUGCUAUUGAUGGUGUUCCACAAAUUAUUGUAAUUACAUUUUAUAUUUAA
Molecule: messenger RNA, 303 nt
Organism: Rotaria sp. Silwood2
Lineage: Eukaryota; Metazoa; Rotifera; Eurotatoria; Philodinida; Philodinidae
Source: the annotation of a GenBank genome assembly